Molecule: messenger RNA, 1263 nt
Organism: Guillardia theta CCMP2712
Lineage: Eukaryota; Cryptophyceae; Pyrenomonadales; Geminigeraceae
Exons: 15
Coding region: 1-1263 (420 amino acids)
Source: RefSeq, a predicted model, not a curated record
AUGAAGGCGGAUGAGGAUGCGAUGCUGAGGCUGAGCCAUCGGGUAAAGAAAAAAUUCCUCAGGAUCGCGGACGAUGGUAGCAAAGGGGGCAAGAGGUCGGUGGAGGCCGCAGCGAGUGGGGUUGCUGCCAGAAGGCAGUGGAAGCAGAGCUCUUUGACCAUCGACGAAGGUCCUGACACUACACGCGCUCUUGAGGAGGGUGAUGGGGAGGGGGCAGGGGACGAAGUGGACGGGGACGAUGAUUCAAGAGCAGCGAGCAGGAUCAGGCUGUUUCUCCGGAGGCUCUCAAAGGUCAGCGAGACGGACUCGCUGUCGAUCUGCACAGAUCAAGAUGAACUCAACGAGAUGGGAACCUACUCGCAGAAAGGCAACCUGCCAAAGAUCCAAACCUCAACCCCAUCUCGGCAUCUUCAGAAGUACUCUGAGAGCCCUGUAUGCCCCAACUCGACCUUCAUCGUCCCCACCAACAUGCAAGCGUUUGGGAAGAACUUUCAGAAGCGGAAGUCCAGAUUCUUGGGCUCGGAGGACCCCAAGAUUGUGGACGAUGUGUUGGAAGCAGAUCACAGUCUUGAAGGCCUUGUUGAGGGAGAGGACGAUGAAGACGAGGGAGAGGAGGAGGAGGAGGAGGAGGAAGAGAACGAGAGAGGAGACGACAAGGACAAGGACAACGUAACUGGGGAAAAGGGAGAAGGAGCAAGCUUGAGACAGGGAAGGAAGUAUGAAGCUGCGACUGCCAACACUCUGACCGACCAUAAUCCGAUGUUCAAGUCCCACAAGAACCUGCAAAGAGCUCCGAACUCUCCCAUCUUCUCCCUGGAUGAGGAGAAAGAAGUCCUUGAGAGGGUCAAAAGACUUGACCUGACCAACACCAAGAUGUCAAGAAAGAUUGCAAGACUCGCACUUGCAAAAGAUCAAGAUCAAGUCGUUCACCGGGCAGACAUCAGAAUCGGAGAAGUGAUACGAGGAGAAGUCGGAAACUUCCCUCAGGUCUGCGUCUUCCGCCUCAGCUUCUCACGUUCCUCCCACCUCAACACGCUGAGGAACAAGAAGGCCGUCAGGGAAACCUUGUCAUCAGUUCGCCGCACCCUCGCCUCCUCUCACGCUCCCCGGGUCUCCAAGGCUCCAAGCUCCUGCAGGACUAGCACUCCUCGGGUCUCCGAGACCCUCGAGAAACUUUUCAGAGCUGCUGGCGUCGUUGACAACUCAGAGGAUGAGGAGUUGGCAGCAUGGACUGAGCGAGGAAAUGGUGAUGACAAACAAUGA